CAUUGCAACUAAAAUACAUUAAGCAAGCUCUUUAAAAAACGUGCUUCAUAAAUAAUCACAGGCUUUGGAAUUCCAGAUCAUUUAUUAAGGUCUUUCCUUUUUGUUUCGAAAAUGAAGAAAAAAGUAGAAACGCAAGUGCAAAAAAAGAAGCCUGCCGUGGCCAAUGGUUUUAUCAAACCAGUAAUAGCGGUCAAAAAAAUGCAGGAAGCUCAAAAGGAGAAUCACAAUAAAAACCAGGAACAAGAUUUGCAGCCAAAAGCACAUAAGUCCAAAUCAAAGCCAAAACGCCCACAAAGUGACAUCGGCGAAGAAAGCGUGAAAGGGCUAGCCAAAAAACGCAAACUCUCAGAUAAGCAGAAUGGAGAAGAGGCUAAAACAGAAGCCGUCGAGUCCAUCAAACAGCUAGCAGAGAAAAAAAUUGACAUCGCCAGUAUAAAUAAAGGUAUUUUCGCUAUUUUUAGCAAGCUACAGGACAGCAACAAGCAGACAACAGAAAAGCAUGUAAACGAUAUGAUUGCGCUACUGAGCAACGAAAAGGAUGCACAAAAGCGCACAGCAACCUGUGCAUAUGCUUUAAAGCGUUUAGUACGCUGCACCGGUGCCGACGACAAAGCGGGUGUUGCCGUUAACUCCAGUUAUAUAAAUAGCAUAUUACGCUCUGUACCCGGCCUCGAUCCGAUCGAGCUGUUGAAUUUACUAAAGCGCGAGCUUCCCUCCAAUAGCAACCAGAAGGGCAAGGAGGAAUCUCUAGCUGCUGUUGGACAACUGAUAACCGUUUUGUCCAUUAUGCAGAGUCAAUACUUUCAACAGCCUUCAGCAGCUCUGAUAGCAAUCGUCUAUCCCAUUUUGAUAGCACAGCUAAAGGGACGCGAGUAUUUGGUAUCGCUGUGUGCCGAGAUUAUGGCUGGUUCUUUCAAACAGGUGAAUGCGGCCAGCUUUGAAAGCCACGUUUGGCCCCUUCUGCAACCUGAACUGAAUAAACCCAUUUCGGCCCAGAAGCUGCACAGCUGUGAUCUUCUACUGGCUGUACAUCUCAACUAUCCAAAGGUGUUGUCGCUGAAACAGUUGCAGUCGAUACUCUGGCGCAAGCAGAUACAAUACGAACAGCUAUUUGAAAUCUAUUUAAAUAACUCCACAAUGCAGGGUGAUGGUGUUUAUUCACGCCUGGGCAAAUUUUUGGGAACAUGUACCAAUGAUCAGGCUUUGGCAGCCUGGCAGAAGCAUAUUGCUGAAAAGCUGCCGAUUAAGCACAUCACAGCAAAGAGCUAUAUAAUACAAACUCUGAGCCAUGUCCUCAUGCACUACGAUGAUAGCAAGCAUAAGGAACAUGUGCAGUUGGAACAGCUGUUUUCAUUGGAGCCAUUGCUAAACAUGCUGUACGGCGAGAUGCUCACAUCAAAAAAGCUGACUAGCAAAACCAAUGUAAGGGCAAAGCCGGCGCAGCGUCAAAUGCGUUACAUAUGCCGUAAAUUUGAGACGUCGUUGAUCAUCAGCUUCCAGCAUCAACUCAAGCUGGACACUUGCAAGCUGGCUAUUAUACGUCCAUUGCUCCAGCUUCAUCUGCAGCUGGACAACAUUAUGCUAACGCCACGAUUCACACAUCAGCUGCUCAGCCAACUGGGCGAACAGGGCUUAAAUCAGAUUUACGAAUUCUAUUUCGAACGAUUCACCAGCAAUGAUGAGCAGGUGACUCGAUCGGAUCGGGAGCAUUGUCUAAAGCAAAUGCAACAUUUACAGCAUACCAAGCGCACCAAACUUUUGGAGUUCUUGCUGAACGCUUCUGUCUUUAAUCUUAACGAUGAUCAAAAGCCUUGCACGGCCGCUGAGGCAGCUAUCUUCAGUCGUCAAGCAGCAUCACGUUGCGUUGAGUCGUUCUUUAGCUGCCUGGUCAAUAAGAUCGGCACGAAUAGCGAACAAUUGUUUGCUCUCCAUGAGCAACUACGUCCGCUCUUGCUGCCGCUGGCCAAAAAGCUGGCCAAACCCGGCAUCGAGUCAAAGCUUCGCAUUAAGCUGACGCCUGAAAUACGCAAAAUAUGGGAGAAGGUGCAAAAGGUAUUGGAUACGCCGCUUUCAGUCAAGGAAAAGCAAGCCCAACCACUUACUGUCAUUUUCGAUGCACUAAUCCUGUUCCUUGGCGUCGCCAUGUUGACACCCACCACCAAUAUAGGACUGGAUGUCAUCGAUGAUUUGUUCAUCUGUAAGCAACAUGCGCUCAAUUCCAAGCAGGACAAGGAGAAACGAAAGUCAACGACUGAUGUGGAGCCCAAUUGGCAGUCGGUUCUCACAGAUGCGCUGCUCCAACUGCUGCUCCAAACGGGUAAUUUCUGGCGCCAAUUUGUGAAUGCAGUUGGUAGUGCAGUGAUGCCGCAUCUCGGCAAAGAUAACCUGGAGCAAGUCUUAGAGUUGCUCGAUAUGGACAGAAAUCCGUUUGCGGACAAAUCGUGGGGUGAUCUGGAGGUCAAUGAGGAUGGCAUUGAACAGCAAGAUGAGGACAACGAAACUACUGAGGAUGAAGGCGAAGAAGAGAAUACUGAUGAAGAUGAUGAAGAGGACGAUAGUGACAAUGAGGAUGAUGAUAAUGAUGGGGACAAGGAGGAUGAGCAGAACGAUGAUAAUGACAAUGAAGACGACGAUGAAGAUGGCGAUGAUGAUGAUGAUGAUGACGACGAUGACGAUAAGUCCACUGAAAGUGACGAUGAAGCCACAAAUUUGGAGUUAAUACGUGAAAAUGUACGCAAAGCUCUGCUGAAUGGUGACACAGAUGAUAAUGAUGCCAGCAGCGUCGAUUGGAAUGACGUUGACGAAGAACAGGGCGAGCGUCUCAACAAGGCACUGGAAGCCGCAUUCCAUAUGCGCAAAUCCAAGGGCAACAGUCAGGGUAAAAGCUCGAAGCGUCUAACCAAAUCGGAGCGCAUCACCGACACCGCCUUGCUGCACUUGCGCAUACGUGCCCUGGAUCUGGUUGAACUGUUUAUCACUAUGCAGCCACAGCUGGAGAUUAUAAUGGAUGCAUUGACUUGUGUACAGCAGGUGUUCAAACAGUGCAGCCAGGAGCCCAAGCUGAAGCCUCUGGCCGAGGCCACAAAGAAGACGCUGCGCAAGUUGCUCAAUCAGAAGAUUGCCUACGAUUCGCCGAUGCAAGACAAAGAGCCUAUAAUUGACUGCAUCAAGAGCCUGUUGGAGCAGGAGGCACAACCAGAUGCCAAUGCCAAAGGAAAUCCCAGUGCCAAAUCAAUUAAGGCCAAGGGCGAGCUGGCCGUGUGGCGCAACAAGAUCAUCGCCUAUUUGGUCAGCCAAUUCAAUGAGGUGAAUAUAGCCGCCAGCGCUGUUUGGCCAUUGCUUCAGAGCUUCGCCAAGGACUGGGCCAGUCGUCGCAACAGUCCCCAUCAAUUGGCCACGUUCGAUGCCAUCUUCGCCUCGCCCUGGAUUGGCAUUGGGCGCUUUGCGGCCAGCUUUUAUGCGCUGCUCUCCACGAGCUCAUUGCGUCUCUUCCGUCGCGUUCAAAUCCUCGAGCUGCUGCUCAAGCACUGUAAACGCGUUUGCAACGCGUUUUCCAACAAGCUGCAGACCACGAAAGAGUUUCACGCCAUCCUCGCUAAAUACAUCCCAAUCUCCGAGAAGGAUAGCAAGCUGCAAAAGAAGCUACUGACUCAGCUCCAAAAGUUCAUCACAGAAGCUCAAGCUAGUUCUUAAUUUUUUUUUCUUAACGGAACAAAUGUGUUUGUUCUAUUUUUUACAUCCCAAUUGACAUGGGCGGUACACCUAGGGGCGGGUUUUAAAGUAAACGCUGGGGCUGGAGCGAUUACGUGUUCAAAGUUGGUUUACCAUUAAACCAAGUGAUACAAAACAAAUAUAAUAUAAUA
Drosophila hydei is the source of this 3863-nucleotide messenger RNA. It is a transcript of the gene Mybbp1A, whose product is annotated as myb-binding protein 1A. The record is from RefSeq and is a predicted model, not a curated record. The coding region runs from base 112 to 3693 and encodes 1193 amino acids. Lineage: Eukaryota; Metazoa; Arthropoda; Insecta; Diptera; Drosophilidae. Gene Ontology annotation, cellular component: nucleolus. Gene Ontology annotation, molecular function: transcription factor binding; RNA binding; sequence-specific DNA binding. Gene Ontology annotation, biological process: regulation of DNA-templated transcription. The transcript is spliced from 4 exons.